AUGAUUGUGAGGCGAGUCUCAUCGAUUGGAACACACCAGUCCUCUUUAACUCCUUACUCGAGAGCGGCAUUGAAAAUCUCAAGCACCAGCUCUUAUUAUGGGCAAAGGUCAUUCUUUGAUUCUCUACUGAGUUCAGCUCUUGGACCGUGUCCCUUGAGGUCUGUAACACAUACCAAACAUCUGCCUUAUCCUUCAACGACAAUCUUCAAAGCUGUGUCAGAUGUCUCGGGUUAUCCGACAUUUCUUCCCUUCACCAUAUCUUCCAAUGUCACGACUAGAGACCAACAAGGCUAUCCAACUCGUGCGAAGCUGAAAGUUGGCUAUGCAAAGCUCGGCCUCGAGGAGGAUUGGGACAGUGUUGUUCGUUGUGAUCCCAAGGCCGGGGUCAUCGAGGCCAAAAGCAGCGAAGAGAACAGUAAUGGUCUGUUUGAAGUGCUCAACACCAAAUGGGAUAUCAACCCAUCGACAAAAGCUGGAGAUGAUCAAACAUCUGUUUGUUUGACGGUUGAUGUCAAAUUCCGCAAUCCUGUGUACGACCAAAUGUUUUCUCAGGUGGAAGGCAAGGUUGCCAGCUCCAUGAUCGUCGCUUUUGAGAAACGGGUUGAAGAGCUACAAAGACGAAGGUGA
This is a messenger RNA of Exophiala bonariae, 627 nucleotides long. RefSeq lists its product as uncharacterized. Bases 1 to 627 code for a protein of 208 amino acids. Gene Ontology annotation, biological process: cellular respiration; ubiquinone biosynthetic process. The record is from RefSeq and is a predicted model, not a curated record. Gene Ontology annotation, molecular function: ubiquinone binding. Gene Ontology annotation, cellular component: mitochondrion. NCBI's taxonomy places the organism in Eukaryota, Fungi, Ascomycota, Eurotiomycetes, Chaetothyriales, Herpotrichiellaceae. The transcript has a single exon.